GAGGAGGGUUUGUUCAAGACCAAAAUAACGCAAACCCUAACCCUAAAGCUAAUCCUAAUCCUGUUAAGAAGAAGAGAAAUCUUCCAGGAACUCCUGAUCCAGAUGCUGAAGUUAUUGCUUUAUCUCCCAAAACUCUUAUGGCUACAAACAGAUUCAUUUGUGAAAUAUGCAACAAAGGUUUCCAAAGAGACCAAAACUUACAGCUUCAUCGCCGGGGUCACAAUCUUCCAUGGAAGCUGAGGCAAAGAACCAACAAAGAGGUCCGAAAGAAGGUUUAUAUCUGUCCUGAGAAAACCUGCGUUCACCACGAUCCAUCCAGAGCUCUUGGCGACCUCACUGGAAUAAAGAAACAUUAUAGCAGAAAACAUGGGGAGAAGAAGUGGAAGUGUGAGAAAUGUUCAAAGAAAUAUGCAGUUCAAUCCGACUGGAAAGCUCACUCCAAAACUUGCGGUACCAGAGAGUACAAGUGCGACUGUGGGACACUAUUUUCCAGAAAAGACAGCUUUAUCACACAUCGAGCUUUUUGUGACGCCUUAGCUGAAGAGAGUGCCAGACUCACUUCUGUUGCAGCCACAAACCUAAAUUUCAGAAAUGAUACUGUGAAUCUGCCCCAUGGAUUUGCUGGCCGGGGAGUUCAAGAUAUUGCUGGAAUUUCUCAAUUCGGUUCGGGUUUUGGACAAGAUUUCACUGGGAUGCCUGCAGCAGGUUUGCCUGAGAUGGUUCAAAUGGCUUCAGGCAAUCUCUUUGGCUCAUCUUCACUGACCAAUUUUGAUAACCACGGUCACUUUCCUGGAUUUGACAAGAGUGGUGCAACUUCAACAAAUGCCAAUCUCUCCCUAUCGCCAUUGCCACAAGGGUUAAAAGAAGAAGGUGGAAGCAAAGGUAAUUUGAUGGAAAGCUUGUCGUCUCUCUACUCGGAAACUCAAAACAAGCAACCCAAGCCUGCUGCACCCAUGUCUGCAACUGCACUCCUGCAAAAAGCAGCCCAGAUGGGUUCAACAAGAAGCAACCCAUCGUUCUUUGGGAACAGUUUUGGUGUAAUGAGCUCAUCUUCUUCUCACACGGUUAGUCUGAGUGCAACUCAGGAUAGAAAUGAUCAGCUGCACCAGGUUUAUCCAAAUCAUGUGAAGGAACAAGAGACUUUCAUGGCAUCAAGUAGUGUAUCAAUGAGUACUGAUGCAGGUCUCGGAAGUUCAAAUUUGAAUUCAAUGGCCAGUUCAACGAGCAACAAUCUUGAGCAGCUCAUGUUGCAAACAGGAGCAAAACACAGUGAUUCAAGUCAACUAAAGAUGCACCACCCUGGUUCAACUUCAAUUGAUCAAAGUCUGACUAGAGACUUCCUUGGCAUGAGCAACGAUCAAUCUGCUCGUCCAUUUUUACCCCAAGAACUAGCCAAAUUUGCAUCAAUUGGCUCAACCAUGGGCUUGAGUCAAUUCACCAGCAACCACUGAGCUCAGCUACCUAGCUACCUUUCCAAAUACCGUUACAGCUCAGUAUAAAAAAAUUCAGCAAAAAAAAUAAAGGAGUUGCCUAUACGAUUAUAUAUGCAAUAUAUAAUCUUAAAAAAACAAAAAAAGGCUGAAGGCUGGGGACCAAGUUGGAGUCUCUGUGUAUAAGCAAAACCAAAUCCCCAGAAAAAUGCACAGAGCUCAUCCUGUGAAUGGUCAGUGAAACAGCCGAGGGCGGGGGGACUGUGAGGGGCCCAAUUCCAUGUUUGAAAUGACUAAACAAUGAGCCAACUCCAAGUCAUUGCAUGUACUCGUUGUUGUUCUUGUUGUUUUCUUUUCUGUCUCAGCUCUCUUAUCGUUUUUUCACAAUAUUUUUUCUUUUCUUUUUAUAUAUAAUCUUUCCCUCUUCA
Molecule: messenger RNA, 1858 nt
Organism: Theobroma umbraticum
Lineage: Eukaryota; Viridiplantae; Streptophyta; Magnoliopsida; Malvales; Malvaceae
Product: zinc finger protein JACKDAW-like
Cellular component (GO): nucleus
Molecular function (GO): DNA-binding transcription factor activity
Source: RefSeq, a predicted model, not a curated record